Molecule: messenger RNA, 1592 nt
Organism: Rhopalosiphum maidis (corn leaf aphid)
Lineage: Eukaryota; Metazoa; Arthropoda; Insecta; Hemiptera; Aphididae
Exons: 3
Coding region: 472-990 (172 amino acids)
Source: RefSeq, a predicted model, not a curated record
GGUACAUGCGGCCGGCAGUCUCUUAGCAGACUUCGGGCCAAACGCACCGGGCGCGUUCUUCUGCCGCCGCCGUAUCCGUCGUCUGAACUGCACGACGUUCGAUCAAAAAACUACGUAUUAAAUUGUAAACCAAUCUUGCUGGAAGAUGGCUUACUGGUGGUUACUGCAGUCGGCAAUGUGGUAUACCACUAUUAUGGUUCUGGCUAAUCCUCUGAUGCCCACCUUAAUCUUUGAGGUUUUGUCCAAGUUGCCGUUGCUCAUCAUUCGCCAUUUAGGUACCAUUCCUAUUGAAUCUAUUUAAUGGAAAACAAAUCACUUAUUUAGAGUCUCGUCGAAAUCAUGAGUUCAACACAAACAAACAGUGGCAGGAAAUUGACCCGACGGCCUUCUGACUAGUUUGUAUUUGUACGGACUAAACUGCAGUUUAACCGAACAGUGUCCGAUCGACGUCCACACAGCCCGAAUACAAUUAUGAAUAUUAAGGUGGUCGCCGUGUUCGAGUCGGCCGGAUCUCGCCACACCGCCACCGCCGCUGUGGUCGUCGUCGCAACAGUCAUGUUUGCGGUCCAGUUCGUGGCCACGCAACAAGUGGUGCUGAAAGCAGGCCGUUUGCCGCGCGUCUACAACGCCCUUAUUACCACUAACCAGCGUCUGUUGCCUAGCCAAGCGGAACCGAUCGUCACGCCCGUAUUUCGUCCGUUUCAGUUACUUUACGAAUGGCCCAAAAUGAGGUACGCGGCCGUAGAGCCGUAUCUGUCGUCGGGGUCAGCCACGGAGGCGUCUAGUGCCGAAGACGAGUCUCGAUCCGUCGCUCCGGUUAUGGAGAACAACAGGCCCGUGGACUCUACGGUUGUGAAGAACAACAGACCGGCAGACUCUUCGGUACCGGACGUACCGCCACCGCCGCUUCCGGUCGCCCGCGCCCCAGACGCCGCCGUCAAAAAGUUACCGGAAGAGUAUCCGCCCGCGCCAGGCGGUUUCGCUAUUUGAACACCCAUGUCCCUUCACUUCUACUAGCCUCAAUCAUCCACCGCCGCAAAGGGUUUUUAGUCGACGAGACACAGUCCCUAGCGCCCGUCACGCGGUGUUCUACCGCUGCCGUACAGUCGUGUGAUAAAAUAAUAUAAUAUAUAAUAUUAUUGCGUUAGGUUUUCUGUUCGGUUCAGUAGUAUAUUGUUAUUAUUGUAUCCUGUAUAUGUUUGGAUAUUUUAUAGCCCGCGCUUUUCCGUAUCUCAACUCCGAAUUUUGGUCAAUUUUAAUCGUUUUCCGUCGUCGACAAUUUUUAUACAAACUCGCGUUCAUUAUUUUAUUUAUAUAUUAAUAAUAUGUACAUAUAUAUAUAUAACUCAUACCUAUGAUGCUAUUCAAAAGUUUUUAACACGUCAUAUUAUUCUUAUGUUUAACUUACGAAUUAUGUAGCAUACGUAAUCGGGGAAUGUAUAAUCAAAAUUAUUUUAGUCAUUUUUACCUGAAUUUAAUGUUAUUUUUGUUGAUAGAUUUCGUACAGUAUGAAAUCGUCUUAUUUAAAUUUAAGUAGCUACUAUAAUUGUACAAAAAUCUAUAAUAUUGUGUGCAAAUAUACAUUAAUAAUA